Molecule: messenger RNA, 579 nt
Organism: Selaginella moellendorffii
Lineage: Eukaryota; Viridiplantae; Streptophyta; Lycopodiopsida; Selaginellales; Selaginellaceae
Product: subtilisin-like protease SBT4.8
Exons: 3
Biological process (GO): proteolysis
Molecular function (GO): serine-type endopeptidase activity
Source: RefSeq, a predicted model, not a curated record
ACAACGAUUCCUUACAAGCCAGCACCUGUUGUAGCGGAGUUUUCGUCAAGAGGUCCACACACAAUCAGUCCGGAUAUCAUCAAGCCGGACGUUACCGCUCCAGGAGUCGAGAUCUUAGCAGCUUGGCCAAUCAAUAUCCCCGACACUGACAAUGGAAAGGAAGUGUUCGUGGAGUACACUUUUCUCUCUGGAACUUCCAUGGCGUGCCCUCACGUCAGUGGCACCAUCGCUUACUUGAAAUCCAUUCACCCAACAUGGAGUCCUGCGGCGAUCAAAUCAGCAGUCAUGACCACAGGUAACACUAACAAGGCAGCGACUGUUUUCAACAUUGGAAACGGUGAGAUCCAACCAGUGAAAGCAGUCAAUCCAGGACUAUUCUACGACACUGAUCCUCUCGACUAUAUCACCUAUCUCUGUAACUCAGGCUAUACCUCCAAGCAAAUCCAAAACAUCACAGGCGACAGUAGCAGCAAAUGCCCCAAGAACAACACCUCUUUCAGCCUCAACUAUCCCUCCAUCACAGUCCUCUUGGAUGGAAACAUUAUUUUAAACAUUUACAACUCAAAUCUUAAGAUUUAA